This is a messenger RNA of Mitosporidium daphniae, 672 nucleotides long. RefSeq names its product peptidyl-prolyl cis-trans isomerase. Gene Ontology annotation, biological process: protein peptidyl-prolyl isomerization; protein folding. The coding region runs from base 1 to 672 and encodes 223 amino acids. Gene Ontology annotation, molecular function: peptidyl-prolyl cis-trans isomerase activity. The transcript has a single exon. Lineage: Eukaryota; Fungi; Microsporidia. The record is from RefSeq and is a predicted model, not a curated record.
AUGAAGGGAUCUUUCCAGCAUAUCUGUUCCAUAAUCUUUGCCUUCAGUGCCUUGAUCGCUUCUGCUUUGUCGUUCGAGCCCAACAAUAACAUGUCUGAGAUUACGCACAAGGUUUCUCUGGAUAUUAAACUUGGAAAUGCUUCAAUGGGAUCCAUCGUUAUUGAACUUUAUGGCAAUGCUGCUCCGUUAACAGUCAACAAUUUCAUUCAUCUUGUCAAUCACACUUAUGGUUAUGGGUAUUUUAACUCAACCUUUCAUCGAGUCAUUGAAAAUUUCAUGAUACAGGGCGGCGACUUUACCAAUGGAGACGGCACCGGAGGAAAAUCCAUUUAUGGCCCUCGAUUCAAAGACGAGAAAUUUAUUCAUAAGCACUCGGGUCCGAUGAUGUUGUCCAUGGCCAAUGCAGGGCCAGACACAAACGGAUCUCAAUUUUUUAUCACCACUGCAGUUACACCCUGGCUCGAUGGGAAGCAUGUCGUUUUUGGUAAAGUGACCUCUGGCGAGGAGAUAGUGCGCAAAAUUGAAAAAACUCCUACCAACAGGAACAAUAGACCUAUCAAAGAAGUCACCAUUUCCGGAUGUAAGAUUCUCGAAGGCACCGUCUUGAGCCAGAGCACGAUUGAUUCAUUGCUCGCCAAGACAGGUCAAACCUCCCAACAUCGUGACUUGUAA